GGGAGCUCCAUCCCUAAAAAAAAACAAAAGCCUUCGCUUCGCUUCACCACUCUAUCGCUCCACGGCCGGCCACAGCUAGCUGCGUGCUGUCCUGGGGGAGCAGCAGCAGCUUCGGCGGGAGGGGAAAGGAGCUACGAUGGAGAGGUUGGGCGUCGGCGUCGGCGUCGGCGAGCUGCCGCCGGGGUUCCGCUUCCACCCGACGGACGAGGAGCUGAUCACCUACUACCUCCUCUGCAAGGCCGUGGACGGCGGCUUCUGCGGCGGCCGCGCCAUCGCGGAGAUCGACCUGAACAAGUGCGAGCCAUGGGAGCUCCCGGACAAGGCGAAGAUGGGGGAGAAGGAGUGGUACUUCUACUGCCUCCGCGACCGCAAGUACCCGACGGGCCUGCGCACCAACCGCGCCACGGCGGCCGGCUACUGGAAGGCCACCGGCAAGGACCGCGAGGUCCGCAGCGGCCGCAGCGGCGCGCUGGUGGGCAUGAAGAAGACGCUCGUCUUCUACCGGGGCCGCGCCCCCAGGGGCCAGAAGACGCGCUGGGUCAUGCACGAGUACCGCCUCGACGGCACCUACGCCUACCAUUUCCUUCCCGGCUCUACGAGGGACGAGUGGGUGAUCGCGAGGGUGUUCCAGAAGCCAGGCGAGGUCCCAUGCGGCCGCAAGCACCGCCUGGGCGGCCCCAGCGCCGCCGCCGGCGAGUCCUGCUUCUCGGACUCCACCACCUCGGCCUCCAUCGGCGGCGGCGGCGGAGGAGGAGCGUCCGCGUCGUCUCGCCCGCUGCUCACCGUCACGGACACUUCCUCGCCGUCGCUGUUCGUGGCCAACGCGAACGCCGCCGCCAGCAACAACAACGGCAACCCGGUCACCGGGCGAGAGCUCGUGCCCUGCUUCUCCACUACCGCCAGUCCCCUGGAAGCCGCGGCGCUCGGCGUCGUCGGGCACCCGUACAACGCGGCCCCGCUGCGUCUGGGCUUGGACUUCGAGGCGCCGUCCCCGGGCUUCGUCGUCCCGAACCUGCGUUCCCUGCAAGUGCAGGACGACGGCGGCCUGCCGCUGUUCCUCUCGGCAGCAGCAGGCGGCGGCAUGUCGUCCGCGACGCUGGGAAUAAUGGGGUCGCUGGGCGGGUCUCUCCACUGCCCGCCCCACGCCGGCAUGGAUGUCGUCAAGGUCGAGGGCCGCGCCGCGCCGCCGCAGAUGGCUGUCGGCCCCGGCCUCCUCGAUGGCGCCUUCGCCUGGGGCUUCUAGUGCUCACUGCUCAGGCGCUGCACGCCGCCGUGGCAUAUGGGCAUGCAUGCAUCACCAGCAAACCGAUGGAUAUAUAUAUGCCUCUCCACAUGCAUGUGGUAGUUCGUGGUUUCUCUGCAUGCGUUGUACGUUAAGCUUCGUUAGUAAGUGGAAGUGGCAGAGAGUCGUCGUUUAUGUACGCUAUUAAGCUUGAUUAGUAUCAGGAUGUGGCUGACCGACCCUCCAUGCAUGGGCACUCCAAACUGUAGCCUUCCAGCAGCUUUGUUCGUGGAUUA
Zea mays is the source of this 1518-nucleotide messenger RNA. RefSeq names its product protein CUP-SHAPED COTYLEDON 1. The transcript is spliced from 4 exons. Gene Ontology annotation, biological process: regulation of DNA-templated transcription. The record is from RefSeq and is a predicted model, not a curated record. NCBI's taxonomy places the organism in Eukaryota, Viridiplantae, Streptophyta, Magnoliopsida, Poales, Poaceae. Gene Ontology annotation, molecular function: DNA binding. The coding region runs from base 137 to 1243 and encodes 368 amino acids.